Messenger RNA from Temnothorax curvispinosus, 892 nucleotides. Its product is annotated as endocuticle structural glycoprotein SgAbd-2-like. The record is from RefSeq and is a predicted model, not a curated record. The transcript is spliced from 4 exons. Gene Ontology annotation, molecular function: structural constituent of chitin-based larval cuticle. Gene Ontology annotation, cellular component: chitin-based extracellular matrix. NCBI's taxonomy places the organism in Eukaryota, Metazoa, Arthropoda, Insecta, Hymenoptera, Formicidae. The coding region runs from base 1 to 648 and encodes 215 amino acids.
AUGACGGUGGUGCUCGCGGCACGGGAUCACAGAUUCGAUCUCGUUCAAAUCGACAAAGCCGUACACGAACCGCCGACAAUCGUCGUCGUCGUCAUGCAGUAUCUAAUCUUGGCUUUUGCCAUCUUCGGCUGCGUCUUCGGACAAUUUGGAUCGUACCGCGGCUUUCCCAGCCAAAAUGCAUAUAGACCAACGCCGAGGCCCUAUCAGCCGCAGCCGCAGCCGCAACCGCAAUACACGCAACCGCAAUACACGUCUGCCGCAAAGCCGUUCAUAGGCAUUCGAAGCCAGCACAAGGAUACAUCACCGGACGGAUCUUACACCUUCGGCUAUGAAACCGAGAACGGAAUUUCAGUCUCUGAAAGGGGAUACCCUCAAGCUGGGCCUCAGGGUCAAACGGAGGUGGUCCAGGGCAGCUAUUCUUACCAAGCGCCCGACGGAACCCCGAUCACCAUUCAGUAUACGGCCGAUGAGAAUGGUUUCCACGCUGAGGGUGCCCACCUUCCCACACCGCCCCCCAUCCCGGAAGCUAUCAGAAGAGCGCUCGCGGCAAAUCCGCCUGGGCCCGAUGACGAAAAGUACGACCGACAACCCUUCCAGCAGAGAUUCGGCGGACAGACGUACAAUCCCAAUCCAUUCCGAAGAUUCUAGUUUCACCGUAUGAGAUCCGCAAAAUCCUCCACGACCAGCACGGUCCAACGAACUCGUUGGAGGGAGGCUCGGCUAGAUAUCGAUACAUGUGACGGCUUUGAGUCAUUUUUUUCCCUCCCCAGCCUCUAAUGCGAAGUGAUACGUGUACAUAGGACACAGUAUGGUGGAUAACAAAACAGUAUCGAUCCCUAUAUAAGAAAUAUAACUGCCGUUACGCAAUAAAUCAAUAUACAUAUUGUUUCUA